Molecule: messenger RNA, 1154 nt
Organism: Quercus robur (English oak)
Lineage: Eukaryota; Viridiplantae; Streptophyta; Magnoliopsida; Fagales; Fagaceae
Exons: 2
Coding region: 140-883 (247 amino acids)
Source: RefSeq, a predicted model, not a curated record
GCAUGAGUCAUGACAUAUUGAGGGUUUUUGAUUCUCACACGCUUUUUAUUUUAAAUAUAGACAUUCUAUGAAAGAUUAUUUUAGUUUUCCCAUAUAUUGAUUGCUUGUCUCCCAAAAACUUCAAAGCUAGACAGAGUCCAUGGCAGCUGUGAACAAAACAGUGAGUUUAAAACUUGUGGUGGACACAGAAAGCCAGAGAGUGCUUUAUGCCGAAGCAGGCAAGGAAUUCGUGGACUUCCUAAUUGACAUAAUCGCCCUGCCGGUCGGGGCUUUCGUUCCGCUUCUGAAUCAAGAAAUGUUGGGCGGCUUGGGAAACAUUUACGAGAGCAUUGAAAAUUUCGGUACUACUUACCUUCAACCAAACGUGAACAAAUACACUCUCCUGAAGUACAAAGCGUUCAUCUCUGGUAGUGUUGGUACUCUCGGCCUUCUCCAAUUGCCAAACGUUGUAACCUCAACAUCCAGGAAAUUGUAUAGGUGUAAGUCUAUUACUUCUUGUCAAAGAAUGUGGGACGUUCGCGACACACGCUGCCCGUUCCAUAUGUGUGGGACUUCCGAGGCAAGUUAUCAAGGCCCACAAAGGCUAAACAAUCCCUACUCCUCCACUGAGAUGGAGGGAGGGUAUGUGGAAGAGGCCGUUACGUACAUGGUGAUGGAUGAUCUGGAGGUGAAACCAUUGUCCACACUUUCUAUGAUCACUCUUCUUGACAAGUUUAAUCUCAAGGAAAUAGGAACUCUUGUGGAGAAAGUAGUCAAUUUUGGCAUGGAUGAGGGUAUAAAAUUGCUCAGAGCUUCACUACUAUCAAAGAGUGUCCUCACUGAUGUCUUCCUCCCAAUGUUGAAAGAGGAAGUCAAUUUUCAAGAGGAUGUAAAAGCAGAAUGAUGGCUCUGUUGUAUCUUGGUGGUGUUUCAAUUUCUAAGUGAAGAAUUCUGUGGGAUUACCAAUUUUUUUUUUUUUUUUUGGUUGCAAAUAUGUUUCGAAUGUAGUAAAAUCUGGUGUGGCAAUAUAGUGGACAAUGGUUGCUCCCCUCCUCUCUCUCUCUCUCUCUGAAAUGAAAUUUUGUAAGGUUUGUUAGAGGUUAGCUAAUUCUAUAAAAAAUUUGGUUAUAAUUAUUAGAAAAUUACAUUGUAAUUUUAAUUAAGUUUACUUGUAA